Messenger RNA from Oreochromis aureus, 6337 nucleotides. Its product is annotated as collagen alpha-1(XVIII) chain-like. The transcript is spliced from 42 exons. Bases 138 to 5168 code for a protein of 1676 amino acids. The record is from RefSeq and is a predicted model, not a curated record. Gene Ontology annotation, cellular component: basement membrane. Lineage: Eukaryota; Metazoa; Chordata; Actinopteri; Cichliformes; Cichlidae.
CAGAGUAGUUUUUAUGCCUCUGCUUUCAUUCACUGGUUGCUCAGUGGCCCUUGAUCAGCCUCGAUUUAACUGCUGCCCGGCUGGCACAGGUGGUGCUUUGAGGAAUCAGUGAGAGCGCUGUUGCAACAGCCAGCACCAUGUGGAGGAGGCUCCAGACUGCGACGCUGCUCCUCAUCCUCUGCUCUGGGAGCUUGGAGGCCUGGUUCUGGGGAACCACGGAUGAAGAAACAACGACAGAAGCGGUUACGUUUGAUGCUACCACUUUAACCUCUUACACAGCGACGAACAGCAAUUCUGUAGCAAUGACCGCCAGUACAACAGAAGAGGAUGAAGGUUCUACAACCACAGCUAGUAGUGCAAAGAUGGAACUGGAAGAUCCCACCGUGACCAGCUGGGCAAAGGAGGAGGAGGAACUUACUACAAUGCCAUUCAGUGGGGCAAAGGAGGAGAAAGAAAAUGCUACAAUGACGGCGAGCAGUGUAAAGAUUGAGGUGGAAAGUCCCACCAUGACAACCAGUCGUGCACAGACGGAGGUGGAAGGUGCUACAAGGACAUUCACUGGUGCCAGUGAAGAGGAAGAAGGUACCACCAUGACAGUCAGUGUUAUGAAGGAAGAAGGUACCACCAUGACAGUCAAUGUUGUGGAGGAAGAAGGUACCACCAUGACAGUCAGUGUUAUGAAGGAAGAAGGUACCACCAUGACAGUCAAUGUUGUGGAGGAAGAAGGUACCACCAUGACAGUCAGUGUUAUGAAGGAAGAAGGUACCACCAUGACAGUCAAUGUUGUGGAGGAAGAAGGUACCACCAUGACAGUCAGUGUUGUGGAGGAGGGAAAAGAGCCUACAAUGACAGCUAACACUGUGAUGACAGAGGUGGAAGAGCCCACUGUGACACCCACUGUUGCAAAGCAGGUGGAGGAAGGUGCUACUACUACCAACAGUGUAAUGAUGGAGGAGGAAGGUUCUACUAAGACUGCCGCUGGUGCAAAGGUGGAGGAAGAAGAGGAGGAUGACAACUUGUCCGGGGUUGGGGAAGAAAUCAUCAACGUGGCCACAGGCAUCCGUAAGUUUGUCGAGGCGUGGGACGCGACCACGACCACCUGGACUGUUAGUGCCGGCCUGACGGAGAAGACGGAGAAGUCUGACGUGACGAUGAAGCCAGAAAAGAGCGGCAUCUCUUUACUCCAGUUGAUUGGAGAACCUCCACUAGAAGAGUUCACCGCCGCCUAUGGGCCAAAUGGGGAGCCUGCCUAUCGGUUCACUCCUUCAGUGGUCCCGGGCCAGCCAGCUCUGGUCCAUGUCCCCAGCCCUUUCUACCGCCACUUCUCCCUCCUCUUCCAUGUCAAGCCCUCCACUCCUGCCGCCUCCAUCCUUUUCUGCAUCACAGAUGCCACCCAGAAGCUCAUGUAUGUCGCCGUCAAGCUCAGCGCGGUGAAGGCUGGCCGUCAGAAGGUUCAGUUUUUCUACACCGAGCCUGACUCUGAGGCUUCGUACGAGGCUGCCAGCUUUGAGGUGCCGAGCAUGGUGGACACCUGGAGUCGCUUCUCGCUGUCAGUCAUGGAGGAGCAGGUGGCCUUCUACCAUGGCUGCGACUCUGAGCCACAGGUGGUGAAGUUUGAGCGCUCGCCGGAUCCCAUGGAUCUCGACCCUGCAUCGGGGCUCUUUGUGGGUCACGCGGGAGGAGCUGACAGUGACAAGUUCCUGGGUGACAUGGCAGACCUGAGACUGGUGGGAAACCCUCGGGCAGCUGAGCGUUUAUGUGACUAUGAGGACGACUCUGACGCCGGCUCUGGUGACUAUGGCAGCGGCGACGGUGAGAGGAGGCAGAUGGGAGGCAGCGUGAAGACCACCCCUCCACCUUUCCGUCCACUGCCUGAACCUCCGCUGAUUUCCUCACACAUAAACACACUCGCACAAACAGGUACAAUCGGUGCUAAAGGUGAAAAAGGAGACAGAGGAGAGAAAGGCUCAAAGGGGGACCAGGGCCCUGUAGGAGCAAAGGGAGAUUCAGGUAUCAGCUCUGGCUCUGGUUUCUCUGCACAGGGUGGAGUCCAAGGACAGAAGGGUGAAAAAGGUGAAAAGGGUGAUCUUGGCAAAGGCUACGCUGGUAAUAAAGGAGAUCGUGGGGCUCAGGGGCCUCCCGGACCACCUGGUCCUCCAGGACCUGCAGCUGAGGUGGUCCGACUUGGGGAUGGCUCUAUUGUGCAGCAGAUGGCCGGACCCCCUGGACCACCAGGACUGCCAGGGGUGGAUGGGCCUGCAGGACCUCCAGGAGCUGAUGGGGAGCCUGGUGAUCCAGGAGAGGAUGGAAGAGCUGGUCCUCCUGGGCUGCAAGGUGUUCCAGGAAUUCCAGGAGUUCCUGGUGCCAAAGGCGAAAAGGGUGAACGUGGAGAGGGUCAGCCUGGACCCAGAGGCCCCCCAGGUCCACCUGGACCUCCUGGACCUGGUACUGGUGAUCGUCCAACAUUUGUUGACAUGGAGGGCUCGGGAUUCCCAGACUUGGAUAAAAUCCGGGGUCCACGUGGUCCACCGGGUCUCCCAGGUCCUCCUGGCCCUCCUGGGAUCCCUGGUACUUCAGUGGCAGUGGGCCUUGAUGGUCCAAUAGCUGUUGGACCUCCUGGACCACCUGGGCAAGAUGGUGCUCCGGGAUUGCCAGGACCCCCUGGUCCUCCUGGUCUACCUGGUCCACCUGGACCUGCAGGAGGAAAGGGUGACAGUGGUGACCUCGGUCUUCCAGGACCAGCUGGAGAAAAGCAAGACACGCAAGGCUCCAGCUUUUUCACCGGCUUGUUCUCUUACUUUACUCCAUCCUCUACGGGCUCUCAUGGUGAACCAGGACAGGUGGGGACACCAGGACAGACUGGUCUGGCAGGGCUUCCAGGUCCAAUGGGACCAGUGGGACCACCAGGGCCCCCCGGACCACCUGGGCCACCAUAUCGCAUUGGCUAUAGUGAUCAAGAUGGAUAUGAGGUACUCAGUGGUCUGCCUGGACUCAGAGGCGAACCUGGACCACAGGGCCCACCUGGUAUUGCGGGUCAUCCUGGAAAUCCAGGUUUACCAGGAACACCUGGUAGCAAAGGAGCAGAAGGACCACGAGGACCUCCUGGGAUCCCUGGCGUAGAUGGUUCAACUGGAGAAAAAGGUCCAAAGGGAGACAGAGGCGAGAAAGGAGAGAGGGGUUUGCCAGGAAGAGAUGGUGGACCACCUGGACCUCCAGGCCCUCCUGGACCUCCAGGACAGAUCAUCUACCAGCCAGGAGGAGAUUAUAACGACCUUUAUUGGAAUGAAGCAGGGCAGGUUGGACCAGGUAUUCCAGGCAGGGCAGGAUUCCCAGGCCCAAUGGGACCAAAAGGGGAAAAAGGGAACCCAGGGCCACCAGGAUAUGCACCUAAGGGAGAAAAAGGAGAGCCUGGUGUCAUCAUGGGGCCUGAUGGGAGACCUCUAUCCCUGGGAGGCUUGACAGAACAGCCAGGUGAGAGAGGGAGUCCUGGCCCAAUGGGAUUUCCAGGUCCACAAGGUCCUCAAGGCCAGAAGGGGGAGAUUGGUUUUCCUGGCCGACCGGGUCGACCAGGACUAAACGGUGCCAAAGGAGAGAAGGGAGAUGCGGGCAGUGGAUCUGGAUCUGGAUACCCUGGGCCACCAGGCCCACCAGGGCCCCCUGGGCCUCCUGGACCUCCUGUUCCCAUUGACAGACUCGGAGGAUAUGAUUACUCCAGGUAUUACGCUGUUAAAGGAGAGAAAGGAGAUCGGGGACCACCAGGUUUUGGAUCAAACAUUGACAUUUACAGUUUAAAGAAUGAGCUGAAAGGUGAAAGUGGCGUGAAAGGAGAGAAAGGAGAGCCAGGCGGAGGAUAUUAUGACCCCCGGUAUGGAGGAAGCGGAGUCGGAGCCCCGGGAGUGCCUGGACCUCCAGGCCCUAAAGGAGACUCCAUUAUUGGCCCACCAGGCCCUCAGGGGCCAUCUGGACCACCUGGAAGAGGGUAUGAUGGACCACCUGGACCACCAGGGCCACCUGGACCUCCAGGACCGUCACUGGAUGGAUCUUACAGAGGCACACAGACUAUCAGUAUACCUGGACCACCAGGACCUCCUGGACCUCCUGGAGUGCCUGGUGUCACCUCUGGUGUGACAGUGUUGAGGUCUUAUGAAACAAUGACAGCUACAGCUAGAAGACAACCUGAGGGCUCUCUGGUGUACAUACUAGACCAAACAGAUCUCUACCUACGAGUCCGAGAUGGAGUUCGUCAAGUCCAGCUUGGGGAGUACAUCGCUUUCCCCAGGGAGGAUGUUAAUGAGGUUGCUGCUGUGGAGCCUCCGCCAGUUGUCCCUUACUUCCAAGACCACCAUUCCCACACGGGCACCUCCACCAACCACUUCAACCAGCCGCAUGAGAGUCCGGCCCAACCACAUGCUGAGCCUGAGUAUAAACCUACUUACGUCGAUCCCAGAUAUCAGCCUGAUUCGCGGUAUCAGUCAGAACCACGGUAUCCAGAAUUAACAGAUCCCAGAUUUCCAAGUUAUACAGACCGGUUAAACUCACCUGAUAACAGGUAUUAUGUUGUGGACACUCAUUACCCGAUCACCACUCCACGAAGACCACCCCCACAUCAACCCCAGAGUCCAGUCCACCAUCACACUUCUGGGCCAGUGCUCCACCUGAUUGCUUUGAACAGCCCUCAGACCGGCUCCAUGCGGGGCAUCCGCGGUGCAGACUUCCUGUGCUUCACCCAGGCUCAGGCCAUCGGGAUGAAGGGAACUUUCCGGGCCUUCCUGUCCUCCAGACUCCAGGAUCUCCACAGCAUCGUCCGCAAAACUGACAGACAGAAUUUAUCAGUAGUCAACUUGAAGGACGAGGUUCUGUUUGACAGCUGGGACGACAUCUUCAGCGGCGGCAGAAUGAAGGAAAACGUGUCAAUCUACUCGUUUGAUGGCAAGGACGUUCUUUACGACAACACAUGGCCAGAGAAGAUGGUCUGGCACGGAUCGACUAGCAGAGGCGAGCGGCACGUCGACAGCUUCUGCGAGACGUGGCGCGUGGGCGAACAGGCGCUGACCGGCAUGGCGUCGCCGCUGCAGAGUGGCAGUUUGCUGCAGCAGAGCUCCAGCAGCUGCUCCAGCUCCAACGUCGUGCUGUGCAUCGAGAACAGCGCCGGCCACUCCAGGAGAUAGACACGGACACAGUUUUUGUCCACACACACACACACGCACACACUAUGAUGUGCCUUUGUAAAUAUGAAUUUUCUAAAGAAUAAUAAGUGUAUGUAUGUUAACCCCUACUCUGUGGUGCUACACAGGAUUACCCACGCAAGUUAAGCUCAGGUGACCUACUGUAACUGUCUCUGGCAGCCAUGUUGGUGCAGCUUCUCUGUCAUUUCUUUUGCUGUUUGAAAGUUGCCAGCUAGCAGCGUCUCUAAUAAUCAUAACCACCGCUAGUUUAAGCAAGGUUGUGCACCACAGAAGACGUAGACUGAUAAAUAUAUCAGUGAUAAGUGAAACAGAGAAAUCAGUUUUUAGAAAGAAUUCUGCUCUGUGACUUAAGUCCAUAUCUGGUCUUAUUCUGAAAGGACAGGCUGCUGUUAAACUGUCAUUUUUCAAUUUCUGUGACCCCCUUGGCAACUUUCAACACCCUGCAGCAGAGAACACAUCGUGACUAGUGUGACUGGAUCUAUCUCAGAGAGGUUAUACUGUACCACUAGAAACUAUGUCUGAACCACUGCAAUGUUUGUGUUUGUGUCUCUGGGCUGAGAAAAAGUGUUAAAAUGGUUUAAAUAAGGUUUUCUGUGCCUUUAACUACACAGCUAGUUUUUAUAUAGAGUGAAAAAUGGAUAUUAGACAUACAAAUUAUGAUAAUGUAAUGUUCAGUGUCCAAGAGCAAAGUAAACAUUGAUUAUUUUGUAUGUGAAAUGUGUGUUUUAAGCUUCUUUACACUGAUUUUAUCUGUAACCCACAGACUUUUACUUUGCUUCAAGGGAAGAUAUUUUCAAUUGUAUUUUUAGCCAUAACAGAGGGAUAUUUAUUUUUUUUCUAAACUAUGCUUUGCCUAUAAUUUGCGAUGUGAGUCCAGUACAUGUGCAAAGUAAGAAUGAGUUUGUUUGCAGUCACAGGAAGCAAACAAAUCACAUACAUCAUGCCGAGGAUUCAGCCAUAAAUCUGUCAUGUCAUGUGUUUUUGCUGGCUUUUUGCCCACUGCCAUCUCUAGUGGAGAGGAUUCAUCCUCUUCGUGUGCUAACAGAGCUGUAACGAAUGCAGUGAAAUGUGCAUUAACUGUUGUGCCUUCAUGUGAGCAACACGCUGAAAUGCUUCGUUUCUUUUAAUAAAUUUGUGUGGAAAAAGUGCAA